This is a messenger RNA of Pseudomassariella vexata, 1415 nucleotides long. RefSeq lists its product as uncharacterized. Lineage: Eukaryota; Fungi; Ascomycota; Sordariomycetes; Amphisphaeriales; Pseudomassariaceae. The transcript has 2 exons. The coding region runs from base 414 to 938 and encodes 174 amino acids. The record is from RefSeq and is a predicted model, not a curated record.
GCCUCGCCAUCCAGAACGUCACCGCGGCGAGGUUGAAUUCAAAUGGUCAUCUCCUGCUAGCUCUGCGCAGUCAUCGGGGGCCAAUAAAGCUGGUGUCAUUCGGCGAAUUGGUCAACGGCGAUUCACCCCCAAGAGAGCUGGACGGGCCGACCUUAAUUCUCAUUCCUCGUUGUUCCUCCCUCUUUUUUGUUGCCGGUUUUGGGGUUGCUUCGGUUCAUCAAGCUCGCUAGCUACUGUGCCUAGCUGCUCACCUCAGUUAGCUAGAGGUUUAUUAAGCGAUCGUCUUGCGGCGCAAGUCUGACAAGGAAGAGCCUCGACUACGAGAAUAUUGUGUUGACUCUAAACGAAAGACAACAUUCCUACUGGUCUUCAUUGUCAGUCCUUGGAGGAAUCCCCUCCACCAGUCCACCACCAUGUCGCACCCACCCUCAACACCGGCCAAGGUGCCCGCCUCGGCAACGACUUACACCCCUGCGACACUGGACGCACAGCUGCGCUCACACAUUAAUUCUCUGUUAAUAUCAGAAGGACACAUUGAAAAAAUCCAGGACCACCUCCUCCAUGCCCUCAACGCCGAUAAGUCCAACUGGCCGUCUGCCGUGCAAUCCCACGCCCUGCAACUCCUCCGAUCAGGCGAAGUCUCCACAUUCCCAGCGCUGAUCCGGCGCGUGCUCGAGGACGUGCGGCAUGAGACGCAACAAGUGACCACGGCUGCGGCUGAAUCAACAGCAAACACCACUAAAAACGGCGAGGUGAACGGCAACGGCACAAACGGAACUACGAAGAAGGUUUCAGCGGCUGUUAAUGGUGUCGGUGGUAACAACUCGGUGGCAGGAGUAGACGGUAGUCUAGCCAUGCCGGCUGCUGUCGUGGAGGACAUCCUCAAGGUGACGAGGGAGAGUCUGGAGGCUGUGUGUACGAUUGACGAUGGGACUUAGUUGGUCCGGCCGGAAGGAGUAUGGAGCAGAGGGGUUGCUGAAUAAAGAUCAAGCAGUACUGCCGUCAUAAAGAUCAUGGAGACGGGAAGGAUGCUGGGCUGCCCACACAGACUGAGACAGCCAUGGGAUCGGGUGAAGAAAAGACAAGAGAAGACAAAGAACAAAGUACGGCAUCAAGGCGUAUGGCGUUCACUACACUGCUACUGUGGUUUUUCGAUACUGGACAUGGGGGGAGGAGAGUAAUUUCAUUGGCGGCACCAAUUACACAUUUUCAGGUCGAGUACUAAUACCACAUAAGGUCAGAAUUGCAUGACAGACAGUCUGAAGGGUACUGUUUGAGUUGCUAUGCGCAGGGGUAGAUAGACAUUUUGUGACCAAUCAAUCCUCUUCCUAACCAUUUUGGUCUGUUUUCGAUUCUUCAAGUUCUACCACUCCCCAUCUUGCGAGGUGUAUUGUUGUCGUUGAAUACCAAUAACC